AUGGAAACCAUACUAGGUCUUUCGAUCUUGGUAAAUUUGCUCUGUUUUAGUUUUGUGAAGAGUCAAAACUAUAACGUACUCGAUUUUGGUGCCAAAGGAGAUGGUCAAACUGAUGAUUCAUACGCAUUUGCGAAAAUGUGGAACGCUACAUGUGGCGGAGAAGAAAGCAUAGGAAAACUUGUUAUUCCUGCUGGCAAAACAUUUCUACUUCAACCUCGUGUGUUCCAAGGUCCAUGUAGAUCAAGCUCUAUACACAUUCAGUUUGAUGGCGUCAUUGUCGCACCUAGCAACAAAGAAGCAUGGUCCAUCCCCAAAAGCCAAAUGUGGAUCGGUUUUUCAGAUGUAACUGGCCUCGCGAUCGUUGGUUCUGGAACGAUUAAUGGACGUGGCUCUUCCUUUUGGGAGCAAAAAGUUAAAGUUUCUGAACGGGCUACAGCACUACAUUUUAGCAGAUGUGAUAAUCUUACGAUAAACGGAAUAACUUUGAUAGAUAGUCCGAAAAGUCAUAUAUCAAUCCAAGUAUCCAAAACUGUUGCAAUAUCGAAAAUAAAUAUUUCUUCACCCGAGUCAAGUCCCAACACAGAUGGGAUUAAUGUACAUGGCUCCACUGAUGUCAACAUAUUUGAUUCUACAAUUCAAAGUGGGGAUGAUUGUAUAGCAAUCAGUACAGGAAGUGUAAAUAUUAACAUCACAAGGAUUAAUUGUGGACCUGGUCAUGGAAUAAGUGUGGGAAGUCUAGGAGAAGAUGGGGAAAAAGCUGAAGUUAGUGGCGUUCAAGUAACUCACUGCACUUUUAAUAGAACAAUGAAUGGAGCUAGAAUCAAAACAUGGCCGGGUGGAGAAGGAUAUGCAAGAGACAUCAGUUUUGAGGACAUCACGCUUAUUGACGCCAAGAAUCCAAUUAUAAUCGACCAAAACUAUAUAGAUAAAGGACGCCAUGGCCAAACGGAUUCAGCAGUGAUGAUUAGCAACAUAACAUUUGUUGGUUUUCGCGGAACUUCGUUGACUAAAGAUGCUAUGACGCUUGAUUGUAGUCCCAUCACACAUUGUAAAGACGUCGUUAUGGAUGGAAUCAAUAUUACCAUGGCGGGUGGAGAAAAACCAACAGUUAAUUGCCAAUAUGUUGAUGGAGAGUCCAGCGAUAUCAAUUUGAUGCAUGACUGCUUUAAAGGAAACACAACUGCUUAG
Molecule: messenger RNA, 1188 nt
Organism: Thlaspi arvense
Lineage: Eukaryota; Viridiplantae; Streptophyta; Magnoliopsida; Brassicales; Brassicaceae
Source: the annotation of a GenBank genome assembly